CUGUUAAGUUCUUGUGGCUGGCAAAUCAAGUUAGGUAACAUAGCUCCUAGCUGCUUGAUAAGUCAACUGAAAGACCAGAGCGUACAAUAUAUCCUUUGGUGUAUUAGUAGCUGAUGUUAAGCUGCUUACCUCGUUAUUCUUACGAGAGAUCAUGAGUCAAGCCACGCGCCGGAGAUCAAAAUAUCACGAGCUCUCUUCAGCUCGAUAGCACCCGGUACUAUCCACCAGCAAACUCCAUCGAAUCCUGAACGACAACAGGGUUUGCCGGAUCACUUUCUUCAACAGCCAUAGAUUCGAGUUCAUCUUGUACCGCUCGAGGUUGAUCUGUCAUACUACUACCUAGUAGUAAUAGUUUUAGGUGUCAACUGUUUAGUUCGAGGGAAGAAAGGGAGUAGGGUUUAAAUGGCAAGCGACAAUGGCCAGUCAGACGCCCCAGCGUCUCAAAUAGAUGAGGACAAGGGAAGUGAUAGCGCGACACCGACUUCGCCUCCUCCACCUCCCAUUCCUUCAGCAGACCCGAAAUUGGUAUUGCAAGCUCGAACACCGCCUCCGCUCCAUACCGCGCCGAGUCCCUCCUCUCACGACCUCUUCAAACUAUCCCCUAUUGCGGCUCUUAAGCUGCUCGGCGCUAGUGUCGAAGCGCUUGUCCGCAUUACAGGCGAUAUACCUCCGACACCCCCUCCCACGAGCCCAACCAUUCCUGGUAUGCGUAGUAUGCAACGGGAGAAGGCGGAAAUAGUCAGGAAUCUGUCAGAAAAGAGCCUGGUUCGACUGCGGGAACAGGCCGAAUCCCAAGCUCGGGCUCAAGCUCAGAUUCAGAACCCCGGGAUGGCGACACGCAACCAAUCCAUCGAUGGCGUCCACCUUAAGAAGACAUCAACCCCAGGGCUGUCAAAGAGCACCCCGGAGCCGUAUAUAAUCAUCGGCGCCAACUCACAACCGCUCAAUCUUCAACACAGCGCUAUUACGCGGAAAUUCUUUAGCAAACAGCCCCCGCCGAUUAGUAUUGAGGAUUAUCUAUUGCGGAUACACCGAUUUUGUCCCAUGUCAACUGCCGUGUAUCUCGCGACGUCGUUUUAUAUUUUCCGGCUCGCUGUUGAGGAACGGGCCAUCGUUGUCACCCGGAGGAAUUGCCACCGUCUACUUCUAGCGGGUCUGAGAGUAGCAAUGAAAGCUCUUGAGGACUUAAGCUACCCGCACGCUAAGGUCGCUCGGGUUGGUGGAGUGAGUGAGAUCGAAUUAGCGAGGCUGGAAAUUAGUUUCUGCUUUUUAACCAGUUUCGAAUUGGUGAUAGGAGAAGAUACCUUGAAGAGUCAUUGGGAGACGUUGAAGCAAGGUCGUGGCCUUGUUGGCUUCGAACUGGCACAGUCAGAAGAUGAUGCGAUACCGACUUUAAAACUGGAUGCGCCACCGAGAAAAGGGUGAAAUCUGGAUUUAAGCGGUUACUUCUAAGCAACCUUGCGAUGUCGCGCUAUCAUUAUAUUCGGGGUGCAGUCUGGAAGAGAACGAAAAAAAAAUCC
Messenger RNA from Daldinia decipiens, 1520 nucleotides. Its product is annotated as cyclin-domain-containing protein. Lineage: Eukaryota; Fungi; Ascomycota; Sordariomycetes; Xylariales; Hypoxylaceae. The coding region runs from base 403 to 1425 and encodes 340 amino acids. The transcript has a single exon. Gene Ontology annotation, biological process: regulation of cyclin-dependent protein serine/threonine kinase activity. The record is from RefSeq and is a predicted model, not a curated record. Gene Ontology annotation, cellular component: cyclin-dependent protein kinase holoenzyme complex; nucleus. Gene Ontology annotation, molecular function: cyclin-dependent protein serine/threonine kinase regulator activity; protein kinase binding.